GGCAAAUUCGAGGAACAGCAGAUCAUCCGAAAAUGUAAAAUUCAUCGCAAAGAUCAUCAUUAAAAAGAUCACAAUAAUCAUUCGUGGGCUGAUUUUGGUUCCCUAUGAUCCCUCGCGCCUAGUGCUAGUAGUGUUGCCUGUAAUUUGACGUAAUCAUAUCUUCGACUCCGAUCUCGCCCUUUGAAAAACCCUGCACAGGCCUUCAAGUUAGCGUCCUCCUGCCCACCUAGCAAAAACCUUUUCCAAUACACCAAUAGAGAAAUUCAAAUUCGACACCGUGAAGGCACAUAUUAGCAAAUACAAAGUCACACACUUUUUACUUAUACCUGUAAAUAAGCAAAACAUAACUUAUUAGAAACGACACCCAAAGCAAAAAAAAAACAUCUGUAGUCAUUAACGUUACGAGCAUUUACGAUAUCAUUUUUUCCGUACUGUCUGAGUCAGAGCAGCAUUGAAUUUGGAAUUGAUAUUACGAGAGACCACAGACGCAGUUGUGUAGCUAGCACGAAAGACAAAAAGCUUUUCAGUUACAACUGUUAUCCGUUAGUCACUGCAUUGAUUGUCAUCGCCUUUUCUGCGUCUGAAGCCUCACUUUUUCUCUUUUUCCAACGCGUUUAACCAUCAAAAUGUUCCGAACUUUUUUCGUCCUAUCUGUCUUUCCGGUUGCGCUCGAGGGAAGCGAGUUUCGGGCAGAUUCUCCUGUUUUCGAUAGUAGCGGAAUCGGAAUAGUGGUACCAGAUGUCAUUGAUCAUAAAGAUUGUCCAAAUCCUCUAGAUCCGGUUUACGGGGUACCUGCAGGGUUCGUACCGCGCCCCGGUCACACUGGCAGCAGCAGCAGCUCGUCGGCUCCGUGUGCGGCAUCUGGUGCUGAUAUAUUUCGCUCAGCGAAGCAGGAAAGCAGAAGUAGCGGACGAAGUGCACAAGAUUUUCUCCCGAAUCCGGAACAGAAGUUUGUGGCUGUACGUACGGUUGGCGGACGAGAAAUCGACCGCCUGCGGACCGAUGGGGUGCUCACGCAUACGGAUUUCGCUCGAAUCGAGAAAAUUCUCGGAAUUGACCGGACGAGGAACAGGGUGAAGUUGAUUGGCUUGGGUAGUACUGCAACAGCAACAACUCCUGGCCGUCCACUUGCCUCCGCGGUCGCGCGAGGAACAGCGGACCCGCAUGCACCGUCACGGCAUCGCGCAAAUUCUUCUAGUCCGCCCCGCAAGAAGAACGGAAGAAACAAGAUGACUUCGCGGCACCGCUCUCCUAGCGCAGGGUCCGCCCGCGGUAGGCGACAAAGAGCGGAGCAAGCCAACAGAGAAGUAGCUGAUUUAGAAUUGGAAGUCGGCCAGCGCGUGCCCGAGACUCUGCAAUCGAUUCAGGCAGUGGUCACUGCUCGCUACCGCACUGCGUUGGACAACCUCCACGAAUUGUUGUUUGCCGAGAAGUCGCAGUUUCUGCUGGCGCGUCUCCGUACCACGAUGGAGGAGGAUGAGGAAGCGAACAAGCAGUUGUUAGCGAACAAGCUCCUCGAGUUGCUCGUGACCACGGACGAGACCGGAGACUUAGUUCUGCCUCUCGACAACGACAACACGCUGACCCUCGAGGACUUGGAACAUAAAAUUGCCGGUCCUUCGGGAGUGUUGAGUGACGUCUCAAGGGCCGGAAGUUGGGGGCCGGAUUGGAUGCAGUUCGACCCCCGCACGAGUGAUGCAGACAAGCUCUUGCAGGUUCGAUCUCAUGGCGGUAUACUCGAAAUGCAUGCCGUGCUCCACGAUUGGCGAGGUGUUUUCAUUCAGGAUACAACAUGUUCAUCCUAUGCAAGAAACGCCGAGGGAGCAGAAGCACAAGAUGAAGAGGUGGAGGCAGCUGCCAUUUGUGCCGCCUCAAGCGCGAGGCCCCCGAGCGGCCAGAUGAUCGCCGCAACUGGUAACCAGAAGGCUGACGACGGUGCAGCUCGCCGGGCUCGGGAGGAAGUCCCGAGACGCGAGUUCGAUAUCGAGUACACAUUUAAACGAGCAGCUGGAGGGGUUGACGCAGCGAAUCCUGGUGCCGUAGCGGGACCUUUGUCAGACGGGGUGCGCCGAUCGCCGCGUGUUGGCCGCCGCAAGGGGCACGACGACGACGACGUUCUCACCGGGCUAAUCUUGGCACGCAAAAGUGUUCAAUGGAAUUAUUUGGAUGGUCGUGAGCAUGAUGAGCCGGAAGAUAUGUACAGUUUUGCUGUCGAUGGAUUUGAAAACACCAACAACGGAGCAAAAGUGCAGAUACGUCUUCGCGGGUUGGUGUCGCAUGACCGUGACGAGAGCGACUCAGAUGACGGAGCGCAAGCGGGGCCUCAAAACUUCGAGUUUCAGAUCGAGGUGACUCGUGCCGACGGAGAUAUCUACUCCCUUAGGGUGAUGGAAGCCCAGGCUGACGUACCGGUUCCUACUGGCGGUCAGUAGGCUGCGUCUACGUAUAGACGAAGCGCAAACACCCGCUGUCCUCGUGAUCUGAAAGUUUUUCUUUCUGAAAAACCAGUUCAUGCCAUACCUUGACGGGUCUCCCUAUGCUGACGCAAAAUUGGAAAUGUUCUACAAAGGCGUGCGCAGCAGUUCCACAGAACAAAAGAUAAAAAAGGUCUACUUACUUUAUUUUGUGCUUUGAUAAAUAUAUGCUCAUGGCGAACGAAUUUUAGUCAUGUUUUACUUACGUAUACGCUAGCAAAGAAACGCUAUGCGUCUUUGUUUGCGACCGACGAAAUGAAAAAUAAUCGGGAAAUUUACAUGUGGAUUUCCCGCGCGCCUUGUUGUAUGAUGUGCCACAUGUUAUCACAUUUAUUUCUUGACUUUUUGCUUUAUACUUGAGAACAAAGUCGAGAUUGGUUAUUAGCCAGCCUUACUCUGCACACAAAAAUGUCAAUAAAAGAGAGCGCUCUACUAUCUCGAGUACGUAUGUACCAGAAAUACGUCGACGUGAUGAGUUUAAGUUUAUGAUGUAUUUCCCGGGCUCCCGCUACAACUGCUCUAUGUUUUUUCUUGUAAUUCUAAUUCGAUUUUCGUCAUUUCGCAAACUGGGUCUAAACGUAGACAUCUAGAACCAAAGAUAUCAAAUAAUGAGACCUACCGGCUACCGCGAACGUGCUAUGGUGCUCAACGAGAAUGACCUCAGCGUCUUUAUCAUGGCCUCUAUCUAGACAGUCCCUUGACCUAGACCUUCCGCUUUUCGAAAGCCGUUCUGCUAACUCAGAACUCAAUAAGAAGUAAUGGUG
Messenger RNA from Amoebophrya sp. A120, 3238 nucleotides. The record is from the annotation of a GenBank genome assembly. NCBI's taxonomy places the organism in Eukaryota, Dinophyceae, Syndiniales, Amoebophryaceae.